CUAUCUUGAGUUUUUUCUGACAGUCUUACGUAGGUGUUUAAAUUGAGUGCUUCAGCAAGAAGGAAAAUGCCCACAAUUCAAAUAGAUUGUUGUGUGGCACAAAAAAAGUGAUAUGCAAGCAUUUCCUUUCUGCUUUUAUGGCUUCUGUAGUACGGAAGAGCAUUAGGGUCGCACUGAAAAUAUAAUAAAGUAACCAUAUUGGGAGAAUUAUAUUAAGAUCUUAUGAUAAUAUAGUUUUUCUUGUAAUAUCUCAUAGCCUUGUUCUCCUCGCGUAAGAUUAUUUUGUAAAAUGACACUUUCAUUCUCCUACCAUAUGACAUAAGGCUUGUAAAAUUACAACCGCAUGAACAUGAUGGCUCGAUUCUCAGUUCAAACUUAGAGCAUUAAUUUUUGUCUUGUAAUAUUACAACUUCAUAAUCCUAGUAUUUAUUUUGCUCACAUUCCUGCUUUAUUUUUGCACUGUUUUGAGUACUUUUUCUCAUUACAAUUCUAUAUUCUCAUGAUUGAUGACAUGAUUCUCUUAAAAUCGCAAAUCUUGUAACAUUACGUAAAACUCCAACUUGUACUUGGGUCAUUGAACUCAAAUUUUAAUUUCCAGUGUGGCCUUAAGACUCCUUUGUACGGUAGUUGGCAUACUAUCAGGUAAACACAGUGAGCCACAUGCUCACACGGGUGUGAGGGGGGUGGGGCGGGUCUCUCUUGGGUGUAUGAACGAGCCGCAGGGAAGUUUUUUUUUUCUCCGCUUGUCAUUUCAGGGGUAUUCGCGAUGACAUUGAAGAAGAAGAUGAACAAGUGAGUAGUGAGACCUUCGCAAUACUUGAACCAUUUGAUCGCAUCUCUUUGUCGAUUGAGAAAACAUCCCCCCACUCCUUUGCUGUACAGGCAACAUGAGGCCUACUUCCGCUACAUGGCCGAGAACCCCACCGCCGGCCUGACGCCAGAAGAGGAGGAGGAGAACGUUGAAUAUGACAGCGAUGGCAACCCCAUUGCCCCCGUCACCAAGAAAAUCAUUAUGCCCCUGCCUCCUAUUGACCACUCUGAGAUUGAUUACCCGCCGUUUGAGAAAAACUUCUACAAUGAGCACGAGGAGCUGAACAGCCUGACAGGAACUCAAGUGGUCGAACUACGGCAGAAGCUCAACUUGCGAGUGUCUGGCGCCGCUCCGCCUAAACCAUGUACGAGCUUUGCCCACUUCAGCUUUGACGAGCAGCUGAUGCAUCAGAUCCGCAAGUCCGAGUAUACUCAGCCCACUCCCAUCCAGUGCCAGGGCGUGCCAAUUGCUCUGUCGGGCCGCGACAUGAUAGGCAUCGCGAAAACCGGCAGUGGCAAAACCGCGGCAUUUAUCUGGCCCAUGUUAGUGCACAUCAUGGACCAGAAGGAGCUGGAGCCCGGGGACGGGCCCAUUGCCGUCAUCGUGUGCCCCACCAGGGAGCUCUGUCAGCAGAUCCACGCUGAAUGCAAGCGCUUCGGCAAAGCGUACUCUCUGCGCUCAGUGGCGGUGUACGGAGGAGGCAGCAUGUGGGAGCAGGCCAAAGCCCUGCAGGAAGGCGCAGAGAUUGUGGUGUGCACCCCGGGUCGUCUGAUUGACCACGUUAAAAAGAAGGCCACAUCUCUGCAGAGAGUGUCGUACCUCGUGUUUGAUGAGGCAGACCGCAUGUUUGACAUGGGCUUUGAGUAUCAAGUUCGAUCCAUCGCCAGCCAUGUGCGUCCUGACAGACAGACACUUUUGUUCAGUGCCACCUUCCGGAAGAAGAUUGAAAGGCUGGCCAGGGACAUCCUGAUGGAUCCCAUCCGCGUGGUGCAGGGAGACAUCGGAGAGGCCAACGAGGACAUUACACAGGUGGUGGAGAUGCUGCCCAGCGGCACGGACAAGUGGAGUUGGCUGACGCGGCGCCUGGUGGAGUUUACGUCCAGCGGCUCUGUGCUGAUCUUUGUCACAAAGAAGGCCAAUUCGGAGGAACUGGCAGCCAACCUGACACAGGAGGGCUACAGCUUGGGCUUGCUGCACGGCGACAUGGACCAGAGCGAGAGGAACAAGGUCAUCAGCGACUUCAAGAAGAAGAACCUGCCCGUCCUGGUGGCCACCGACGUCGCCGCCCGUGGUUUGGAUAUCCCGUCCAUUCGCACAGUCGUCAACUACGAUGUGGCGCGGGAUAUCGAUACACACACGCACCGCAUUGGCCGUACGGGUAGAGCUGGCGAGAAGGGCGUGGCCUAUACCCUACUGACCAACAAGGACACCACCUUUGCCGGGGACCUUGUGCGCAACCUGGAGGGUGCAAAUCAGAGCGUCUCCAAAGAACUGAUGGACUUGGCCCUACAGAAUCCAUGGUUUAGGAAGUCCAGAUUCAAAGGCGGUAAAGGAAAGAAGCUGAACAUUGGCGGAGGAGGACUUGGUUACAAAGAGAGACCAGGAUUGGGCGCUGACACCUCUGAUCGCAGCAGCACUAGCAGCGUGUUGGCUUCUUUGAGUAGCUAUGACAAACCCAGUAGCGGGGCCAUGGGAGACCGCAUAUCUGCCAUGAGGCAAGCCUUCCAGGCUCAGUACAAGAGUCACUUUGUGGCAGCGUCCGGCAACCCGCCCAAGCUCAGCGCCAAGUCCAGUAGCUCGUCCGGCUGGACCAGCGCCGGCAGCCUGAGCUCUGUGCCCACCGAGUCGCCCAGCGGCGCAGAGCGUGCCCAGGCCGUCGCCGCCUCUUUCGCCCUGCCGGGCUUUACCAGCGCCGGCUCCCUAAGCACCGUGUCCACCGUACAGAGCAGCGUCCCGACGCCCUCGCGGGAACGCAGCGAUCGUGAUCGAGAAAGGGACCGCAGCAGCCACAACAGCGACAGCCGUGACAGCCGUGACAGCCGUGACAGCCGUAACGGCGAUGAAGGCAGGCGGGACAAAGAGGACAGAAGGAGCGAUAGGGACAAAGAGGACAGAAGGAGCGAUAGGGACAGAGGAGACGAUAGCUUCGCUGUCCCCGAGCCGCCAAAACGUAGAAGGAGUAGGUGGGACAGCUAAUGGUGAAAAGAUUGCAGAUAAAUGCAGCUACUGUACAAAACCCAUCAAGACCGCUUUGUCCGUAGCAUCCAGCAAUAGUAUGGAGCCCCAGGCAUGACCUCGGGAGGGGAAUUAAAAAUUAAAUUAAUUGUGGACACAAAACAGCUCUGAAAAAAAAUUGACACUCUGCCCCCAAUAAAAUAAAACACUGGAUUUUUCACACAGUAUUUUCACAAUUUUUCAUCUUGAUUGAAUGCGCUGAGUGACAGUGCUUGUGUUUGGAAUAGUGUGAGUGCUUUAUAGAAUGAAACAAACAUUAUCAUAUUCCUCUUAGAUUCAGAUUGAAAAACUUUUUAUCCCCGUGGGGCAAUUUGGACUUAACAGCUGCACUGUGCACAAGAAACAUGAAAUACAAUGACGAACAUGGGAUACAGUGCAAAGGGCCGUUAGAUAGCAAAAGCAGAGAAAAUAACCUUUUGUCUGCAUGUUAUAUCUCCUCCAUGCCGUUUUGCGGUUCCUUCCAUACGAUACAUCAGUUCAUGUUGUUGCCCCAUUCCCCCUACAACUGGAAUGCUGGUAUGUGCUUCAUUUCUUUAGAAAGCAGUGCAAUCUUUUUUUAAUACAGAAAAAAAGUGCUCUGUGAUAAUGUCAAACAUGCUUGUUGUUUUUCUUCUAUUUGAGUUGUAGUGAAGAAGUGCCUUCCCCUGGCAUGAAUCUCUUCUGUAUGCUCUAGACUGCUUUUUCUCAUGUUCAUUAAUUCAUUCAUACAAAAAUGUUUUGAUUAUUAAAGACUUUUGAACACA
Molecule: messenger RNA, 3789 nt
Organism: Hippocampus zosterae (dwarf seahorse)
Lineage: Eukaryota; Metazoa; Chordata; Actinopteri; Syngnathiformes; Syngnathidae
Gene: ddx42
Product: DEAD (Asp-Glu-Ala-Asp) box helicase 42
Exons: 14
Coding region: 908-3007 (699 amino acids)
Molecular function (GO): nucleic acid binding; ATP binding; RNA helicase activity
Source: RefSeq, a predicted model, not a curated record